Messenger RNA from Labrus bergylta (ballan wrasse), 1116 nucleotides. The record is from RefSeq and is a predicted model, not a curated record. Lineage: Eukaryota; Metazoa; Chordata; Actinopteri; Labriformes; Labridae.
GAACUGAAAGAGAAGAAGCUCCAGGAGGAGAAGGAGAACGGCAAAGAUGCUGCCACCAACGGAAAGGAGAACGAGGAGAACGGCGAGCCCGAGGUAGACGAUGAAGACGACGAUGAAGUGGACGAGGAGGACGAGGAAGACGAGGGAGAAGGCGACGAGGAAGACGAGGAGGACGACGACGACGAGAUCGAGGGUGGCACAAAACGGGCGGCUGAGGACGACGAUGACGACGACGAGGACGACGUCGAAACCAAGAAGCAGAAAACCGACGAAGACGAUUGAUUGCGUUCCUCACCGCCGCGCCAUCCUGCUGAACCCACUUCCUGAUUCUUCACCUCUGACUGUUUUGAUAUGUCACAGGUGGGGGGGCUGGAGGACUGAUUUAAAAAAGGAAAAAAAAUAUAAUAAAUGAAAAAAAAAAUCCAACAUGGUCAUUAGCAAGUAGAGUUCAACAAAACAUCUACCACACACACACACACACACACACACACACACACACACACACACACACACACACACACACACACACACACACACACACCAGAUCUCCCCUCAAAACAAAUUUUUCUAGAGGAAACGACGCCAACACACACCGACGCAGAAAUCCGGCUUCUCUUCAACGACAACAACACGAAAGGAGAAUUUGUUUGUAUUUUUAUUUACAUUUUAUAUUUUUGUACAUAUUGUUAGGAGGAGGAGGACGAGGAAGAGGGGGGGUCAGUCUCUCUCUCGGCAGCGAUCUUGUCAGACCAAAUCGGUGCUUCUUUAAACGAAAGGUUUUACUUGGUUGACCAUGUUACGAUAUCUCGACAGGAAAACAAAACGUGUAAAAAAAAACAGUUUUAAAAAAAAGAAUCAAACAUGAAAGACAAAAACCUCUUAAGCCGUUGAACUCAGAGCAUUCCAGUAAAUUUAAUGUAUGUACUUUAGCUGUACCAUAACUCGUUUGUUUGUAUGGGAGGGGAAGGCUAAAGAAAAGAGCCUCUUUUCUUUUUCCUGGUUUCUUUUUUUUCUUUGUUUUUUGUCAGCGACUUUUUGUUUUUAUGACGGCCUGUUUUGAUGUAUGUGCGAAGUUUGUUGUCUGACAAUAAACCGGACUUUAUUUUGUGAGUUGUA